This is a messenger RNA of Conger conger (European conger), 3477 nucleotides long. It is a transcript of the gene eefsec, whose product is annotated as eukaryotic elongation factor, selenocysteine-tRNA-specific. Bases 493 to 2298 code for a protein of 601 amino acids. NCBI's taxonomy places the organism in Eukaryota, Metazoa, Chordata, Actinopteri, Anguilliformes, Congridae. Gene Ontology annotation, molecular function: GTP binding; translation elongation factor activity; GTPase activity. The transcript has 7 exons. Gene Ontology annotation, biological process: selenocysteine incorporation. The record is from RefSeq and is a predicted model, not a curated record.
GUUUCAAACGCCAACGACCCUACGGAAACUAGUAAAUUAGUUGUGCUGGCGUGCAAUAUUGUUCAUAGUUGGCCAGCUGAGAAAUUAAAUAUGCACGAUGUAUGAAAACAGUAUAAUUUUGCCUUGUAAUUACAAAUAUCCGCCAAUAACCAGCAAUCUUAACGACACCCGUUGAAUACCCAUGCUCCAAACUGCAGGGGACUUCAGUGCAGGAGUAAUUUCUCUGUUGCACAGGAAGCGUACUUUUCAUAGCAGUCAGUUUCCCAUUACAACAUUUCCUUGCUGUUAGCAGGUGUUACCUGAAUAACAGGCAGGCUAACUUUAGAAACUUUUUACUUUGGACCUAUAACACUAAACUGCGCAUCAGUCCGAAUAAAUGCGCAUAUUUUGGAUUUAAGAUUGACGAAUUAAGGAUAAUUUAAUUGAUUUUUAGAUUCAAAGAGUCAAAAGUCCAACUCGUCUGGACUGAAUCGCCUCCGUCCGGUGACAGUAAUGGCAAACCCUGGAAAUGGCCGUAAAAUUCUCAACUUUAAUGUAGGGGUGCUGGGACAUGUCGACAGCGGGAAAACGUCACUCGCCAAAGCCCUCAGUAGCACAGCAUCUACUGCAGCUUUUGACAAAAACCCACAGUCCAAAGAACGAGGCAUCACGCUCGAUCUGGGAUUCUCAUCGUUUACAGUGGACCUUCCCGAAAAUCUACAGGAAGAGUGCGGGUCUCGCGGGUACAACAGCCUGCAGUUCACGUUGGUGGACUGUCCUGGACAUGCAUCGCUCAUUCGCACCAUCAUCGGAGGCGCGCAGAUCAUCGACCUGAUGAUGCUGGUGGUGGACGUGGUGAAGGGGGUGCAGACGCAGACGGCGGAGUGCCUGGUGAUCGGAGAGCUCACCUGCCCUCGCAUGGUGGUCGUGCUCAACAAGACCGACCUGCUGCCUGCGGCCAAGAGACAGGCCGCCAUAGAGAAGAUGACCAAGAGGAUGCACAAGACCCUGGAGAACACCAGAUUUAAAGGGUGCCCUGUGAUUGCUGUGGCGGCCAAGCCAGGGGGUCCUGAGGCCCCAGGAACAGAGGUGUCCCAGGGAGUGCCUGAACUUAUAGAGCUGCUGAAAGCCCAGACGUACCUCCCUCACAGAGACCCCUCUGGGCCCCUACUGAUGGCCGUGGAUCACUGCUUCUCCAUCCGGGGUCAGGGCACUGUCAUGACUGGCACCAUACUACAGGGGGCGGUGUCCCUCAAUGACAAUGUGGAGAUCCCUGCUCUAAAGGUGACUCGGAAGGUGAAGUCGGUGCAGAUGUUCCGGCAGCCUGUGGGCUCGGCCAUGCAGGGGGACCGGGUGGGCGUGUGCGUGACCCAGUUUGACCCAAAGCUGCUGGAGCGGGGCGUGGUGUGCACCCCGGGCUCCCUGCGCACCCUGUACGCCGGCCUCAUCUCUGUCCGCAAGAUCGGCUACUUCCGGGGCGCGCUGGCCACGCGGAGCAAGUUCCACAUCACCGUGGGUCACGAGACCGUCAUGGCCAAGGUCUCCUUCUUUGGGCUGCCCCCCUCCAGCUCAGCAGCCAAUAACAACAGCCCCUCAGAUCAGAGCCCAGCUCAGUCAUCUGCUGACCCCCCCUCUACAGAAACGAGCCACGCCCAACCCUCCGACUCAACCUCCCCAGACAAAACCUUCUCCUUUGACAGGGAGUACAUGUACCAGGAGGAGUAUGUGAUUGGCCAACCAGGGAUGGGGGAGGGGCCUGACCCAGAGCAGUGGGCUCUGCUGGAGUUUGAGAGGCCUGUGACCUGUCCCACCUUCUGCCUGGUGAUUGGUUCGAAGCUGGACACGGACAUCCACGCCAAUACCUGCAGGCUGGCCUUCCAGGGGCAGCUGCUGGAAGGGUUUGAGGACAAGGGCUACGCGGAGAGCGCCCUCCCUAGGCUCCGUGUGUUCAAGACCAAGCAGAGGGAGGGUCAGGUGGAGCGGGUGACGGAUGACUAUACUGUGAUUGGCCGUAAUCUCUUCAAGAAGGAGACCAACUUGCAGCUGUUUGUGGGGUUAAAGGUCCGGCUCUCGACCGGUGAAGAAGGGGUCAUCGAGGGCGGCUUUGGACAGAGCGGGAAGUUCAAGAUCAGAGUGCUCGAGGGGCUCGGCGCAGAGGCUAAGCAGCUCCUCUCCUCCACCUCCAAGAAGAAAACAAAAGGUGGCAACAAGACGGAACCAGUCAAAGAGGAGGCCAAGACCGACUCCCAGCCAAUCAGCAUCAGCCUCAGCUUCAAGAGAUAUGUCUUUGACCCCCAUAAAAAGAUGGUGCAGUCCUGACUCUCAGAGUUUUUGGAGCCAGUGACCAGAAGCGGUUGAGACAAUGCAACAGGAAAGGGGGAGGCUUCUGGAAAAACGGCACGGGUGCCAACACCAAAGAUAGACAUAUAGUAGCUGUGCCCGAGAAAAUGAAUAACCUUACACCACUGUAUGAACUGAGUCUUAAUUACUGCAGAUUGGAUUAAAAUGCAGACAGGGAUAAUUUCCAAGGGCACAAAUUAAGAGGCAAGAGAGCUUUCUCAGUCUUCCAGUAAACCCCCACAAGCCUGGGCUCUGACAGUAUCCUGGAUGUUUGGGCUGAGCAGGCAGGGAGCCUCCCGGCUGCGUCCCUGUACGUUUCCCCCUUACUGCAGGCGUCUGCCAAGGCCAUGCUCUGUUUCAAGUGCUGCAUUAACCAGCUCUUUCAGUGUCCACCAAAUUCCCCACUUAUUUUUGGAGCACAGCCACUCAGUUUUAGUCCUGGCACAUAUCUGUACGCAUAUGAAUUUCCCCAUCCCUUUUUAUCUGAGCAGUUUUGGCCCCUCGGUUACUGACAUGGUCACCCCCAUUUGCUCAAGGUUAAUCCUGUGCUCUUUUCGUCAUUACGCUCAAACUUUAUCUAUUGGCUGCUUUGGAUACAUUUAUAGCUUUCCAUUUUUGCAGUUUUCUUUCUUGGAUUUCUUUUCCAGAAGCCUUUUCGAUGGGUUUUUCAGAAGUGAAUGCUUGCAGGCUAAGCUGCAGAACAUCAGAAAAGGCCUUCCUGUGAUUGACACAUGAUAACCUGUGGUGUGAUACAGUCGUGAUUGACACUUAGAGAUGGGCACAGUGAUGUAAUCAUAGCUGACAUGUAGCGAUGAGCGAGUAAUAAUAUUGUGAAUGACACUGGGCAUCGUGCAGUGAGUGAUAUCUGAGUAUAUGCAGGCUGAUGUAACAGUGAAUGACAUAUAAGAGCUUCAGACCUGUGGUUGAAUCAGCGAUGCAAUUGGCUGGGUGAGAGUGCAAAAAAAAAACAUACUGCGGCAUUGUUUUCCCCGGGCAGAUCUAAUCUCUCACCCAGUACAUUUCUGUCUCUCCUCUCUUCAGUCAGAGCCCACAGUUAUCCUAGCCUGCCUGCAGCUGCAUUGCUCUUCAACUUCCAGCUUUUUUUGGGGCUCUUUUCAGGCUGUUGCAAUGGUAAUGACAAUAAACACAGUAAAUUCC